Messenger RNA from Vidua macroura (Pin-tailed whydah), 5234 nucleotides. RefSeq names its product pogo transposable element derived with ZNF domain (gene POGZ). Gene Ontology annotation, molecular function: DNA-binding transcription factor activity, RNA polymerase II-specific; RNA polymerase II cis-regulatory region sequence-specific DNA binding. Lineage: Eukaryota; Metazoa; Chordata; Aves; Passeriformes; Viduidae. The record is from RefSeq and is a predicted model, not a curated record. Gene Ontology annotation, biological process: regulation of DNA-templated transcription.
AUGAAGAGCGGGGAGGGGGGAUCGGUGACGCUGGAACCGGCUCGAGCCGCCCGGGAAUGGGGGGAGAAGGAGGGAAUGAAGGAGGGGGGGGGGGGCGCGGGGUUCCCGGUGCAGAACGUCCGGCCCGUGCAGAGCCCCAUGAACCAGGUGGGCAUCGUGCUCAACGUCCAGCAGGGCCAGACCGUCCGGCCCAUCACCCUCGUGCCAGCCCCAGGUACCCAGUUUGUUAAACCAGCAGUUGGCGUUCCCCAGGUGUUCUCGCCGGUGGCGCAGGUGCGGCCGGGCAGCGCCGGGCCCGGCCGGCCGGCCACCAACGCCUUCGCCACGGUCAUCCCGGCCACGCUGACCCUGCGCAGCACCGUGCCCCAGGCCCAGGCUCCCCAGCAGAUGAGCAUCGCCAGCUUCGUGACGGUGAAGCGCCCGGGCGUGCCCGGCGAUGGCGGCGGCAGUGCCGGUGGCCCCGAGGUGGCCAAGCUGGUGAACACGAUGGGCACGGUGCCCUCGCUGGCCCACGGCCCCGCCGCGCUGGCCGUGGCCAACAGCAGCCCCGGCGCUGGCCAGCGCGGCACCGCCAGCGAGGCCUCGGCCUCGGCCGCGCCCCGGAAAGGCAGCUCCUCUCCCAUUCCCAGCCUGGAUUUCCAGGACGGGGGCCGCAAGGUCUGUCCCAAGUGCGACUCGCAGUUCCGCGUCACCGAGGCGCUGCGGGGCCACAUGUGUUACUGCUGCCCGGAGCUGGUGGAAUUCCUGAAGAAACGCAAAUCCCUGGACUCCGAGCCCGCCCCGCCCUCGGCCAAGGCCCCCUCCCCCGCCCAGGGCGCGGCCCCGGCCCCGCCCCCGACCCCGCCCAAGGCCGCACCUGAGCCAGGUGAGGGCGGGGCUGACCCCGCCCAGGCCAAGCUGAUCAUGCUGGUGGAUGAGUUCUACUACGGGCGGGACGGGGGCAAGGGCGCGGCCGUGCCACCCUGCCCCAGGGUGCCCACGUCCUUCCGCUGCCCCCACUGCACCAAGCGCCUCAAGAACAACAUCCGGUUCAUGAACCACAUGAAGCACCACGUGGAGCUGGACCAGCAGAACGGCGAGGUGGACGUGCACACCAUCUGCCAGCACUGCUACCGCCACUUCAGCACCCCCUUCCAGCUGCAGUGCCACCUGGAGAACGUGCACAGCCCCUACGAGUCCAGCACCAAGUGCAAGAUCUGCGAGUGGGCGUUCGAGAGCGAGCCGCUCUUCCUGCAGCACAUGAAGGACACCCACAAACCCGGGGAGAUGCCCUACGUCUGCCAGGUGUGCCAGUACCGCUCGUCGCUGUAUUCCGAGGUGGACAGCCACUUCCGGCUGAUCCACGAGGACACGCGGCACCUCCUGUGCCCCUACUGCCUCAAGGUGUUCAAGAACGGCAACGCCUUCCAGCAGCACUUCAUGAGGCACCAGAAGAAGAGCGUGUACCACUGCAACAAGUGCCGCCUGCAGUUCCUGUUUGCCAAGGACAAGAUCGAGCACAAGCUGCAGCACCACAAAACCUUCCGCAAGCCCAAGCAGCUCGAGGGGCUCAAACCCGGCACCAAGGUGACGAUCCGCGCGUCCCGGGGCCAGCCCCGCUCGCUGCCGCUGGAACCUUCCCACGGGAUGGGCCCGGACCCGGCUCCCCUGGGAUCCUCCUCCGACCCCCAGCCCCUGUUCCUGUGCCACCGCAACGCCCCCCGCAGAGCCGGCAAAAAAACGAGCGGCCUGGGCCGGCAGACGUGCCUGGAGUGCAGCUUCGAGAUCCCCGACUUCCCCAACCACUUCCCCACCUACGUGCACUGCUCCUUGUGCCGCUACAGCACCUGCUGCUCCCGCGCCUACGCCAACCACAUGAUCAACAACCACGUUCCCCGGAAAAGCCCCAAAUAUUUGGCUUUGUUCAAGAACUACACGGCCAGUGGGGUGAGGCUCUCGUGCUCCUCCUGCCUCUUCGUCACCUCCGAGGGCGACUCCAUGGCCAAGCAUUUGGUGUUCAACCCCUCCCACGAGUCCAGCAACAUCAUUGUCCAAGGGCCUUCUUGGAUAUCACAUUCCAGGCACACCCAGGACACGCCACAACCCCCCUGCCAAACCCCCUCCCCUCCUCCCCCUCCAAAACCCCAAACCCCACCCCAAAACCCCCAAAAACCCCCAACCCCCCCUCCCCCCGACGCAAACCCCACCCCGAACCCGCCGGAACCCGCCCAAAAAGACCCCGAGCCCACCAAAAAGGAGCAGCUUUCCGUCAAGAAGCUGCGCAUGGUCCUGUUCGCGCUCUGCUCCAGCACGGAGCAGGCGGCCCAGCAUUUCCGGAACCCUCCGCGCCGCAUCCGCCGCUGGCUCCGGCGCUUCCAGGCCUUCCACGACGACCGCCCCGAGCUGCCCGAGGGCAAAUACCUCAGCCUGGAGGCCGAGGAGAAACUGGCCGAGUGGGUCCUGACCCAGCGCGAGCAGCAGCUGCCCGUCAACGAGGAGACGCUUUUCCAGAAGGCCACCAAGAUCGGGCGGUCUCUGGAGGGAGGGUUCCAGAUCUCCUACGAGUGGGCCGUGAGGUUCAUGCUGCGGCACCACCUCAGCACCCACACGCGCCGCGGCGUCGCCCACCCGCUCCCCAAGGAGAUCCAGGGGAACGCCGGGGCCUUCAUCGAGUUCGUGCAGCGCCAGAUCCACACGCAGGAGCUGCCCCCGGCCAUGAUCGCCGCCGUGGAUGAGAUCUCGCUCUUCCUGGACGCCGAGGUGCUGGGCAGCGAGGAGCGGAAGGAGAGCGCGCUGCAGACCGUGGGCAACGGCGAGCCCUGGUGCGAGCUGGUGCUGACCGUGCUGGCCGACGGCAGCGUCCUCCCCGCUCUGCUCAUCUCCAGAGGUCACCUGCCCUGCCCGGCCGUCGUCCCCAAAUCCAUCCUGCUGGAAUCCAAGGAGAACGGCUGCGACGACGACGAGAUCAUGGAAUUGUGGGCGGCCAGAGUGUGGAGGAAACACACGGAAUGCCGAGGCGGCGGCGCUCCCAAAGGCAUGCUGGUGCUGGAUUGCCACCGGACGCACCUGUCCGAGGAGGUGCUGGCCGUGCUCAGCGCGGCCGGAGCGCUGCCGGCCGUCAUCCCCGCCGGAUGCAGCUCCCGGAUCCAGCCCCUGGACGUGUGCGUCAAGAGAUCCCUGAAAAGUUUCCUCCAUAAAAAAUGGAAAGAACGGGCGAAAGAUCUGGCGGGUUCCGACUCCUCCGCGCUGCUCCAGCUGCUGCUGGGGUGGCUGGGAGAAGCUUUGGAAAUCCUCGGGAAUUGCCCGGAAUUGAUCCGGAAAUCUUUCCUGGUGGCCAGCGUCCUGCCGGGGCCGGCCGGAGACUCGGGAUCGCCGCGGCGCAACGGCGACGAGCAGGAGGAGCUGAUCGCCGCCAUGGAGGAGAGGCUGAAAAUCGCCAAAACCAGGGAGUCGUCCCCGGAAUUCCCGGAGAACGACGACCCCGAGGCUGAUCCCGAAAUCCUGCACCGGCUCUUCGAGGGGGAGAGCGAGGCCGAGUCGUUCUACGGUUUCGAGGAGGCGGAUUUGGAGCUGAUGGAAAUUUGAGAAUUCCCAGAAAAGAAAAGAAGAGAAAAAAUUGGACGGAUUCAUCCCGGAAAUUCCUGAGUUGGGAGAGGCCAAGGAGCGUGGGGAAUGGAAGGGCUCUUCCCUGGUUUUGGGCCCGAAAAUUGAAGGAUGUUCCAAAUUUUUGGCCACAGAAAUGGAAGGAUGUUCCAGCAAUUUCUGGCCCCCAAAACUUGAAGGAUAUUCCCUGUUUUUCAGAGAUCCAAACACGUCCCAGAAAUUGAAGGCUAUUCCCAAUUUUCCGCCCCAAAGAUUAAUUUUGCCCGCCAAAAUUAAAGGAAAUUCCCUGGUUUUGGCCCCAAAAAUUAAAGGAUGUUCCCUGUCUUUAGAGAGCCAAUUAUUAAAAAGAAUAGAAAUUAUCCCAGAAAUGAAAGGAUAUUCCCAUUUUUUUAGCUCCAAAAAAAACCCAAGGAUAUUCCCAAUUUUUGGCCCCAAAAUCAAAGAAUAUUCCCAAAUGUUUUGUCCCAAAACGAAGGACAUUCCCAGUUUUUGGAACAAACAGAUGAGAUCCCAGUUCCCAGCGGAUUUCUGGGGUUUUUUUCCGGAUUUGCCGUUUCCGCCGAUUUUUUGGGAGGAUUUUCGUGGCUUUUUUUUUUUCUGUUUUUUUUAAAUCUUUAAAAAAAAAAAAACUGGAAAAAAAAAAAAAACAAACCCUUGGAUUCACUGUGUUGGUAUUUCCUUGGAAUUCUCUCUCGUGGGUGGAUAUUUUUUGGGAAUUUUCUUUACCUCACUUGUACAAUAAUUCCUGGUUUUUAGCAGUGGGAAUUUGACGUCGUUUGUGCCCAGUUUUUUUUUUUUUUUUUUCCCAAGAAGACAAAAAAUCCCCGGAUUUAACUCCCCAAAAAAUUUUGGGGAAUUUUUCUUUCUUUUUUCCUUGAUUUUUUUUUUUUUUUUUUUUUUUGGAAUUUAACCCAAAUUAAAGGAAAAUUCCUUUGGAUUGGUUGCGAAGAUUCUGUUAUUUUGGGGUUUUUUUUUUAAUGGAAAUCAGGAAUUUUGAUGGAAUUUUGGUGGAAUUUUAGGGAGUUUUGAGGGAAUUUGGCUUGGCAAUUGUGAAGCCACCAUUCCACGCCAGCAAUUUUUGGGAUUGGCGCUGCUUUUCCUGCCCCCGACCUCGAUUUUCCCAAUUUCUCCCCCAAAAAAUUCCCACUGGAGGGGCAGAAAACCCCAACUUUUCCUUGGAUUUCCCCUUUUUGGAUCAUUCAUGAUCGACUUUAUGAAGAAAAGAACCAUCCUGGAAAACCCCGCCUUGCUUAGGAUCGGAAAAUCCGGGAUUUGGGACUAAAACUGUGACGAAAAACCUAAAAAAAAUCCAUUGAAAAAUAAAGAUUUUGGGUUGAUUUUUCACUGCCAGCUCCGAUUUUUUACUGGAAUUUGCAUGUUUUUUGGGAAAAUGUAUUUGGUUUUGUUUUUUUUUUUAAUUUUAAAAAUUCUCGGAAUUCCCAAAUUCCAGAGGCACCCAGCACCUGUUUUUCCAUAAGAUUUGUGAAGGUGGGUUUUUUUUUUUUUGGGUUUUUUUUUCCCGAAGGAAAACGGGGAAAAAAAUUUUAAAAGAAUUCAAAAUAAAUAAAAUUUAAAAAGAAAAAAAAAAAAAUUAUGGAUCAGCUUGGAAUUGUACAGGAGUGAAAAACGUGGAAUAAAAGCAGGGAAAUGAA